Messenger RNA from Hydatigera taeniaeformis, 993 nucleotides. The record is from the annotation of a GenBank genome assembly. NCBI's taxonomy places the organism in Eukaryota, Metazoa, Platyhelminthes, Cestoda, Cyclophyllidea, Taeniidae.
AUGCUUACCCCGCUAUUUUCCCUGACCCAAACAUCCGAUAAGCUCAUCCUAAAACUUCACAUUCCCCUGGCUGACUUAAGCAAUUCGGAGUUCCUCGUGGAAGAUGGUGUCGUAUUCUUUGGUGCUCCGCCAUAUUACCUCCGACUUGGGCUUCCUGGAUCAGUCGUGGAAGAUGAUGAUCACAUAGAGUUUAAGUUAGAAUCUGGAGAUAUGUUCGUCACGAUGACAAAACUAACGCCUGGAGAACACUUCGAAGAUUUGGAUAUGCUGUCUAGAUUUAUAAUCAACUCUGACUCAAAGAAAUCGGCCUCAAAUGUGGGAAUACAAAUUUUGGAUUCGACUACAACCCUGCCUGAAGGGACAGUGGAUUAUGAUUGGUUUGUAGAGCUGCUAGAAGAAAACGAUGCCGCUAGAUCUGAUGACGAUCCCAUGAACGUGGAAAUAAUCAAGUACCCGUAUGGAUUCGCCGCGUCCAAGUCAGGGCUUUUCGUAGAUAAGCCAGAAACCUGUUUACCGAUCGACCUGCCGAAUCCUGAUUUUUGUCCACCUUCGAAACGGCAUAGACUGCAGCUUCAGUCGGUUCAGGAUCACUUUCAGGCAGAACACUAUAUAGCUGAUUACUAUGAAACGGAAGCGUCUGCUAAUGCACUGCGCCAGUCGAUUCCUUGGACUGAGGACAAGACGGGAGCUCCCGAAUUUUCCGACGAGUAUCGUCAUCGUUUGACUGUCCUUUCCACGCGUGCAUUGCCUCUCCUCCCACCAUCCCCUUCUGAUAUCGGUUCUUUGGAAAAAGUGAAAGUAGAAGAUACAAGGACCUUUGUCUACCUUGGACUUGCAGAUUUGUUAUUCGCCUACACCUACGACUACCGUGUUAGAGAAGGUGAUGAGAACUGUGAAUCUGGUUGGGUUGUUGCCAAGAUUGCAUCAACUUUGUCCUGGCUUGAGGCAAGUUUUACACAACUAGAACAUGUGACGCGAUUCUUCGUUCUUAUG